GGCCGGGCCGCGCCCCGGGCGGGCGGGCGGCGGGGCGGGGAUGCUGUCGCGGAAGAAAACGCGCGCCGAGCUCUCCAAACCCGGCGAGGUGCAGGGCAAGUACGUGAUCAAGGAGACGAGCCCGCUGCUCCGCAACCUGAUGCCUUCGUUCAUCCGUCACGGUCCCACGAUCCCCAGACGAACAGAUCUCUGCCUUCCAGACCUGGGCUCUUCCGCCUACUCAGCCGGUGGGGAUGGCGCCGUCUCCAGAAACCAGAGCUUCCUUAGGACUCCGGUACAGAGGCCUUCUCAUGAGAUAGUAAGACGUGAAAGCCACAGACUCUCUGCCCCUUCCUGCUUUGCCAGAAGUUUGGCCGAGGUUCCCUGGGAAUACGGAUUAUCUUCGCAGUCCUUUUUAACAGAGGCCAACUCGGUUACUGAAAACGGAGAUGCUGGAUCCCGUUACUAUUAUGACCACUUCUAUAAUGGUCAGCGGCGGCCCCGGCUGGGGGAUCACGCGCAGGAGGACGACCGAUACUAUGAGCCCAGCACGGACCUCAUCCAACGGAUGUCGCAGAAGCAGGGAAGGCGUAGUUCAGGCAUUGGAAGAGUAGCUGCUACGUCGUUAGGAAACUUGACAAACCACAGUGCCGAAGACUUCCCUCUCCCUCCCGGCUGGUCAGUGGACUGGACUCUGAGAGGAAGAAAGUACUACAUAGACCACAACACUAACACAACACACUGGAGCCACCCGCUCGAGCGCGAGGGACUGCCUCCGGGAUGGGAACGUGUGGAGUCGCCCGAGUUCGGCGUGUACUAUGUUGACCAUAUCAAUAAGAGAGCGCAGUACAAGCACCCUUGUGCGCCCAGCGUUCCCCGUUACGACCAGCCUCCGCCUGUGACAUACCAGCCGCAGCAGACGGAGCGAAGCCAGCCGAUCCUGGUGCCCGCCAAUCCGUACCACACUGCAGAGAUCCCCGACUGGCUGCAGGUCUACGCCAGGGCCCCCGUGAAAUACGACCACAUCCUGAAGUGGGAGCUCUUCCAGCUGGCUGACCUGGACACGUACCAGGGGAUGCUGAAGCUGCUCUUCAUGAAGGAACUGGAGCGGAUAGUGAAGCUGUACGAAGCGUACCGGCAUGCGCUGCUCACGGAACUGGAGAACCGCAAGCAGAGGCAGCAGUGGUACACGCAGCAGCACGGCAAGAAUUUCUAGCCGCCUCUCCUCGUGCUCUCGAAAUUGUGACCAGCGCUUUGGUUAAAAGGGCAGCUUUCUCUUUACUGAUCUUGCACCUUCUGUAAUUAUCUCCUUUGUGUAUCAUGUUUAUUGAAUACAAAAGACAUUUGUUAUAUUGUACAAAGAAGUUAGUUUCUUAUUCUGAGAGUCAGUGUAGAGACAAGAAAAGGCACAUUAUUUUGUCUGGUGUCUCUUUUAUACCAACAGUUAUACCUUGCAGAAGCAAAUUUUAUUUUUCAAACAAUACCUGUCCUUGUAAGCGAAGACCUGAACCUAGUUAAGCCUCUUCAGGGAACCCCACUUCCCACGUACAGCAGACAAUCCAGGGCAAGCAGCCUGCCUGCUGGAAUAGAUCGAACAGCCUCACAGCGCCUUUACUGAAGCCUUGCCAAAUAGGGUUUUCGGGCGGUCCUCCCUCCCCCAAACAAGUCCUGCCUUACUGUGACUGUUCGGCACGGUUCCCGUUGACCACCCCUCGGCCCAGGGGGCUCCUGGCCCAGCAGGUGCUGCCUGCAGGCUGGCAGGAGCAGCUUGCAGCUGUGGCGCUCUUCCAGAAAGGUAACAGGGCGGAUCUGGCCCGUAAGGGGGUGGCUGCGAGAGCUGCUGGGGAUUGAGUGAAGGGAGCAGCCCCUCGGCCCAGCCGUCUGGACUCCGGCUUGCCAUGACCAAAGCAACCGCGGCAGCCAGGCUGCGGCAAAGCUGCCUUGGCGGCCAGGACUUGGGGUCACUUGGCUCACGCCUCGAUGCGUGAGGCAGCCAGCAGUAUCGCUUGUGGGGCCCGCAUAAGAAAAGCGGCUUCUCUUGUGUGUCCUGUAAAACCUGAACAUUAAAUAAAAUUUGUUUUUGUUUUA
Messenger RNA from Varanus komodoensis (Komodo dragon), 2067 nucleotides. It is a transcript of the gene SAV1, whose product is annotated as salvador family WW domain containing protein 1. The record is from RefSeq and is a predicted model, not a curated record. The coding region runs from base 41 to 1195 and encodes 384 amino acids. Gene Ontology annotation, molecular function: protein binding; molecular adaptor activity. NCBI's taxonomy places the organism in Eukaryota, Metazoa, Chordata, Lepidosauria, Squamata, Varanidae. Gene Ontology annotation, biological process: hippo signaling; regulation of cell population proliferation; apoptotic process. The transcript is spliced from 5 exons.